Molecule: messenger RNA, 1978 nt
Organism: Pezoporus occidentalis (night parrot)
Lineage: Eukaryota; Metazoa; Chordata; Aves; Psittaciformes; Psittacidae
Gene: PES1
Product: pescadillo ribosomal biogenesis factor 1
Exons: 15
Coding region: 113-1861 (582 amino acids)
Biological process (GO): maturation of LSU-rRNA from tricistronic rRNA transcript (SSU-rRNA, 5.8S rRNA, LSU-rRNA); ribosome biogenesis
Cellular component (GO): PeBoW complex; nucleolus
Molecular function (GO): RNA binding
Source: RefSeq, a predicted model, not a curated record
CCCAGCCCCGCGCGGCUCCGGUGGGUGAGGGCCCCGCGCCCCGGUUGCAGGCAGCGCGCGGGCAGCCCGGGGUCCUGCGGCGCCGGGAGCACGCGGCAGCGGCGGCGCGGCCAUGGGAGGGGUGGAGAAGAAGAAGUACGAGCGCGGGGCCGCCACCAACUACAUCACCCGCAACCGGGCGCGGAAGAAGCUGCAGCUGAGCCUGCCCGACUUCAGGCGCCUCUGCAUCCUGAAGGGCAUCUACCCCCACGAGCCCAAGCACAAGAAGAAGGUGAACAAAGGCUCCACGGCUCCCAGGACCUUCUACCUCCUCAAGGACAUCAAAUUCCUCCUCCAUGAGCCCAUCGUCAACAAGUUCCGGGAGUACAAGGUGUUUGUGCGGAAGCUCCGGAAGGCGUACGGCAAGAGCGAGUGGAGCACCGUAGACCGGCUGAAGGAGAACAAGCCCACCUACAAGCUUGACCACAUUGUGAAGGAGAGGUAUCCAACCUUUGUGGAUGCACUGCGGGACCUGGACGAUGCUCUCUCCAUGUGCUUCCUGUUCUCCACCUUCCCGCGCACGGGCAAGUGCCACGUCCAGACCAUCCAGCUCUGCCGGCGCCUGGCUGUGGAGUUCCUCAACUACGUGAUCGCCUCCCGCUCCCUGCGCAAGGUCUUCCUCUCCAUCAAGGGCAUCUACUACCAGGCCGAGGUGCUGGGGCAGCCCAUCACAUGGAUCACCCCUUACACCUUUGCCCAUGAUCACCCCACGGACGUGGAUUACCGGGUGAUGGCCACCUUCACCGAGUUCUACACCACGCUCCUGGGCUUUGUCAACUUCCGCCUCUACCAGUCCCUCAACCUGAUCUACCCACCCAAGAUCGAUGGCCAGGCUGAUGCUGAGCUGAAGCCUGCAGAGGGCAAGGAAUACGCCAUGGAUUCGGAGAGCUACCUGGAGAAGCUGUCAGCUCUGAGCUCCAGCCUGGCCCGGGUGGUGGCACCAACCCACGAGGAGGAGGUGGAGCUGGAUGAGUUCCCAGUGGAGGGGGAGACUGCGGAGCAGAUGGAUGCGAGGAAGAAGGAGCAGGAGGCCCUGGAGAAGCACAAGAAGCUCUUUGAGGGUCUGCGCUUCUUCCUCAACAGGGAGGUGCCUCGGGAGCCGCUGGCCUUUGUCAUCCGGUGCUUUGGUGGCCAAGUCUCCUGGGACAAGUCCUUGUGCAUCGGGGCCACCUAUGGUGUGAGCGACCCAUCCAUCACCCACCAGAUCGUGGACCGGCCCCAGGUGCAGCAGCAGGUUGUUGGCAGGUACUACCUGCAGCCUCAGUGGGUCUUCGACUCGGUUAAUGCCAAGCUGUGCCUCCCUGUGGCCGACUACUUCCCGGGGGUGCUGCUGCCCCCCCACCUCUCGCCCUUCGUGACGGAGCAGGAGGGAGACUACAUCCCUCCUGAGAAGCUGAAGCUGCUGGCGAUGCAGAGGGGAGAGGAGCCAGAUGAAGAGAGUGAGGAGGAAGAAGAGGAGGAAGAGGAGGACAACAACGAGGAGGAGGAGGAGGAGGAAGAUGAGUCUGAAAAGGAAGAGGAGAUGAAAUUAAAGAAGCUGGAAGAGCAGAAGACUCAGAGCAACAAGGCGCUGCCGGUGACGGUGACGGCCGGGAAGCUGCAGUUGGAGGACAAGCAGCGCCUGGAGCAGGAGCAGCAGAGCGAGGAGAAGCGCCUGGCCAUCAUGAUGAUGAAGAAGAGGGAGAAAUACCUCUACAAGAAGAUCAUGUUUGGCAAGAAGAGGAAAGUCCGAGAGGCGAACAAACUCGCUGCGAAGAGGAAAGCCCACGAUGCUGCUGUCAAGGAGGAGAAGAAGAAAAGCAAGAAGGCACGGCGAGCGUGACGGGGCUGUGCCCUGUGGACACCCUUGUCCUUGAACCCUCAGCUCUGAUGCUGGGACAGGAAUGCAAAACGAAACCAUUUCCCCUCUGUAAAUAAACCUCCUGCUGUGCCUUUCCCA